AUGGGAAAAAAUAGGGAAAACAUGCAAAAAGUUAUAAAUAUUAAAUUUUAUCAAAUGUCAUUCUCUACGCAACUCAACACAUAUAUUGUUGACCAACCGAGAUCGUUCAAGCCUAUACUGAAUGCUUCAACCGGAUGUUAUGAAAUAGGAUCGGUAGCUUCUGGAACAGAAAUCCAAUUCGUUUUUUCAGUGGUCGUUGCAUUGGCUGCUAAUUUAACUCAAUUGUUACAUGAUGACAGUAUCGUUGAUGCGUCAUCCGGUUACUUUUUUUACUACAACCUCAUUGAUUUAGAUGUAACGACAGAGGUAUUUUAUGAUUUAUCUAAUCCAAAAUUUAAAGUAGAUCGAACCUAUGUCAAGAUAAUAGGGGAUUGUAAUGAUGUUAAAAAUUAUUUCAGUGAAAUUGAAAAUUUUGAAGUUGGUAUACUUUUUUUAUUUCACGCGUAA
Messenger RNA from Helobdella robusta, 447 nucleotides. RefSeq lists its product as hypothetical. The transcript is spliced from 3 exons. The record is from RefSeq and is a predicted model, not a curated record. NCBI's taxonomy places the organism in Eukaryota, Metazoa, Annelida, Clitellata, Rhynchobdellida, Glossiphoniidae. Bases 1 to 447 code for a protein of 148 amino acids.